Henningerozyma blattae CBS 6284 is the source of this 732-nucleotide messenger RNA. RefSeq names its product Erg29p (gene ERG29). The coding region runs from base 1 to 732 and encodes 243 amino acids. The transcript has a single exon. NCBI's taxonomy places the organism in Eukaryota, Fungi, Ascomycota, Saccharomycetes, Saccharomycetales, Saccharomycetaceae. The record is from RefSeq and is a predicted model, not a curated record.
AUGAUGGAAAAAUAUUUGGAAUUAGAAGAGAAAUUGAUUUUAAAAUUAAGUGAUACAUGGUAUAUUCGGAAUUUCAUUUAUUCAGAAAAUAAAUUGAGUGGUCGAAUUACAUUAUAUCUAUUAAUACUCGGGAUCAUAGCAUUUAUCAAUGAAUUAUAUAUUAAUAUAGAGAUGAUCUUUAUCUCCAAGAGUACCUAUGAAGAAUUGGAUAAAGGGUUUAUUGACCAUUCUUCAAAAUUACAUAAAUUAUUGAACAGUGAAGAAUAUCAUUCUCGAGAAUAUUAUGAUGAUAAACAAGGAAUUAUCAUUGAAGAAUUUGAAGAAAGAAGUAAAUUUUUUGCCAAACCUAUUGGGAUAUCCCAUUUAUCAGUGGAAUGUCAAUUGAAAGAUAAAAAUGGGGUUGAAUUAUUGAACAAACCUAUUAAAUAUUAUAUUGAAUUUUUACAACAAGAAUAUGAAGAAGAUUUGGAGAAAAUGGGGUUGAAAUUAGAAUUUGGUUGUACAUUAAAUUUUUUAAGACAACAAUUGUAUCAUUUAUUUAAAGAUAGUGAUAUUUAUGAAGAAUUCUUCUCAGGAGAUGGGGCCAAAAACUUUAGUAUAUCCAAGAGUCUUGAGAUACGCAAUCGUGGUGAUGAAGUUUUGGAUAAUCAUUUAGAUGGUGUUCAAUUAUGUUUUUUAAAGAUACAUGAUGGUGAUACGAUCAAAUGUGAUUUUCUUUAUACCAAGACAUGA